Messenger RNA from Miscanthus lutarioriparius, 513 nucleotides. The record is from the annotation of a GenBank genome assembly. NCBI's taxonomy places the organism in Eukaryota, Viridiplantae, Streptophyta, Magnoliopsida, Poales, Poaceae.
AUGGCGCCGCCGCCGCAGCCGCAGAAGCAGCAGGCGCCGCCGCCGCCACAGGUGUCGGUACAGCACGUGGGCAGGGCGUCCUCGGACGAGCUCCUCCGCAAGUUCGCAGACCCGGAUGCGAGCCGCCCCGCCGCCACCCCGCCGCCCCGCAGCCUCGCGCUGCGCCGCAAGCGCUCGUCCCGCCGCGUGGCGUCGGGGCUCUCCGCGCGGGACUCCGACGCGUCGGCGGCGGCCGCGGGCUUCACGGGGGUGGAGCUGGCGCCGCCCAAGCGGCGGCGGAGCAUCGGCGGGUCCGCCGAUUGGAGGGCCGGCCUGCUCCUGCCCACCUCCACGCCCGCCGCCUCCGCAAGGAAGGCCCAGGCACGCCGCGCACGCGCCGACGCCGCCGCGGGCAUCGGCCUCCUCCUCGCCGCGCUGGAGCGGACGUGGAGGAAGACGGUGGCGGGGGCGUCCAAGAUGUUCGUGGAGAGGCACCGGACCAACCACGUCCUGCUCAUCAGCGACAUGGUCUGA